AUGCGCUUCGUGCCCGAGCCCGGGUCGUUCUCCCUCCUCUACGUGACGCGCACCAACGGGUACACCCCCGCGGACGUCAACAACCCCUGCGUCCAGGCGACGGCGACGCUGUGCUGCGUCUGGGACCUGAUGGCGCGGUACUACACCCCCGGCCUCGGGUCGAACUUGAGCUGCAGCGCGGCCCUAACGGCGCAGCAGUUCUUCGACUCUCUCGGAGCACAGAGCCUCGUAGCGAUGGACCUCCCCUCCCUCGGGAUCCGGUCGUACUACGCAAGUGCCCAGGAUGAGGCCGACGGGUUGGUGACGGUGGAGCUGGCGCAGGGGGCGGCCACCAGCCUCUCGCAGAGCGUCAACCGCUUCGGCAUCGGGCUGCUGGUCGUGCAGCCCAACCCCAGCACCAGCCCCGAGGCCAUCAUCGACUUCACCGUCUUCGACGUCUUCAGCGUCAACAACUUCCUGCUCUCCGUCCGCACCUCGCAGGACUACACCGUGCUGAGCGCCAUCCAGGCCUCCCUCCACCAGGUCUACUACCCCGUGGCCGGCCCCAACUCGACCGCCAUGGGGGCCAUGUACUACGCCAACAUCAACUUCGUCGUCCCGCAGGCCUACCGCAUGCUGGACACCCCGGGCAACAUCGUCGCCUACCUGGGGACGCAGCAGCUCCCCUUCUCGCAGGCCGCCGCCUGGCAGUCCCCCUGCGGCGUCUACGGCCCGGACCCGAACGCCAGGCUGGGCCCGACCUGCAAGCUGAGCUCGACCCUCAACUUCUGCCACCCGGUCCAGCACGACUUCCUGGCCAGGCCGGGGAUCGACAUCAACCUGCAGAUCCCCUUCGAGCCGGACCUCAGCGUCCCCGGCCUUUUCCUGUACGCCUCCGUCCUCGUGCAGCUGCAGGACUCGACGGGGGUCAGGCCCCCCGUCUUCACCAACGUCGUCCUCUCCGUCCCGCUGACGGGCUUCAUCCAGCACUGCGCCCCGGUCCUCUCCGCGGCGCGUGGUGAUCGGAGGACGGGGCUGGAGGCCGGCAGCUCCAUCACGCAGGACAUCAACCAGCUCACCCACAGCCUGGGCAUCGACAGCGCGCCGCUGGCCACCUACUCCAUCGACCUGACGGGCUCCAGCCUCAUCAGCAGCAUCACCGACGCGCUCAUCACCGUCAAGCUGGAGGGCUACCCCUCGUACUUCACGGCCAACCCCACCCUGCAGAUCUACGUCGACCAGGUGCUGACGAUCCACACGCUGAGCAACGCCACCCGGGCCAAGGUCAAGUACCUCAUCGACAACUACGCGGCCUACUACACCGUGCCGCCCUCCCCCGGCGGCUCCUACACGCAGCUCGUCCUCAGGCAGGCGCUGCUGGACCUCUGCCAGGAGGGGGCGCCGAGCAACACCAGCGACUGCCUCUACCGAUGGGAGGUGCAGGACCGCAUCACCGUCGACCCCUUCUUCGCCCACCGCGUCUCCGGGACGAGCCAGGACACCACCUGGCUCGCCAACGUCAUCGGCACCUCCGACCUCGCCUCCCAGGUCGCCAUCAACGUCAGCCAGUACCAGGGCAUACCGGGCGGGGCCGACCCGAGGUACAACUCCGUCGUCUGGCUCUACCCGGCCUACGCCUGGCCCGGCAAGUCGAUGUUCUACCUCUCGGACUACGUCUUCGCCGCCGUGGCCUUCAGCGUUCAGGCGGUGGGCCAGCCCGUGGGGAACAGGCGCCUGCUCUCCCUGGAUGAGCGCGAGCGGGAGGAGGGCAGGCUGAAGUGGGAGGAGAGGCGGAGGCAGAGGGAGGCGCGGGAGAAGAUAAAGACAUGGCACGGCCAGAACGUCAACGAGGAGGACGCGAGGAGGGAGGCCAAGGCGGCGGAGGGGAAGGGACCCAGGCGGGUCAGGAGCCAGCGCAGGCCCCACCUGCAUGUGAUCGAGAAAGUCGUGGAGGAGUACUGA
Molecule: messenger RNA, 1941 nt
Organism: Guillardia theta CCMP2712
Lineage: Eukaryota; Cryptophyceae; Pyrenomonadales; Geminigeraceae
Exons: 3
Coding region: 1-1941 (646 amino acids)
Source: RefSeq, a predicted model, not a curated record